Phascolarctos cinereus (koala) is the source of this 1992-nucleotide messenger RNA. It is a transcript of the gene TSPAN13, whose product is annotated as tetraspanin 13. The record is from RefSeq and is a predicted model, not a curated record. Lineage: Eukaryota; Metazoa; Chordata; Mammalia; Diprotodontia; Phascolarctidae. Gene Ontology annotation, cellular component: membrane.
GGCGGCGGCGGCGGCUGCUAGAGCCCAGGGAGCGGGGCCGGAGCGGACUAGGCAGGCUGGGCAAGGCUGGGCUGCGCUGCGGGAGGCCGAGGUGUGGGCUGGGGGUGACCGUGCGCUGCAGCCUGCGACGGGCAGACGGACGGACUGACCGACGGACCGGCGGACUGCCGCUGCUCGGCCCCCGCGUCCUAGAGCCCAGCCCGGGAGGGCGGAGGAGGGGGCGCGGCUGCCCGUGCCCGUGUCCGGGGGCUGCCCGGCCGGCCCUCAGCGCUCGCCCCUGGCCUCGCUAUCUGCCCGCCCCCCAACAUGGUGUGUGGCGGCUUCGCCUGCUCCAGGAGCUGCCUGUGCGCCCUCAAUCUGCUCUACACGGGGUUAUAGGGGAUGCCAUGUGCUCCCUGCUAUCAGAUGCACCUCUUGGUCACUGAAGACCCUGCGGCAAAGCUGGUUAGCCUGUUGCUGAUCGGGAUUGCUGCCUGGGGAAUUGGCUUUGGCCUCAUCUCCAGCCUCCGGGUCGUUGGUGUGGUCAUCGCUGUUGGCAUCUUCCUCUUCCUAAUUGCCUUGGUGGGACUGAUCGGAGCUGUGAAGCAUCACCAGGUGCUGCUGUUCUUUUACAUGAUCAUUCUCUUGCUGGUCUUCAUCAUCCAGUUUUCUGUAUCCUGUGCUUGCCUAGCCCUGAACCAGGAGCAGCAGGGCCAGCUUCUGGAGGUUGGCUGGAACAACACAGCCAGUGCCCGGGAUGAUAUUCAGAGAAGUCUGAACUGCUGUGGGUUCCGUAGCUUUAACCCCAAUGACACCUGUCUCGCGAGCUGCUUGAAAAAUAGCCACUAUUGUUCUCUCUGCGCUCCAAUCAUAGAAGAGUACGCUGGCGAGGUGUUGCGGUUUGUAGGUGGAAUCGGCCUCUUCUUUAGUUUUACAGAGAUCUUGGGAGUCUGGCUGACCUACCGAUACCGGAACCAGAAAGACCCUCGGGCAAACCCGAGUGCCUUCCUUUGAUGGGGGACCCAGGGUGAUCUCCUGAAUGGUCCCUUCCUUCUUUCUUCCUGUUACAUAUAAGUUAAGCUAGGUGUCCUUUUCCUUAAUCAAGUGAACUUCCGUUUUAAAAUGACAAGAUAGAAGGGAGAAUUCUUUUUUGGUUUGUUUCAGCCCACUGCCCAUCUUUCCCCAUGUAAUGUCCUUUGCCAUGCCUCUUUUGGAAUACUGUCUUCUGAGUUAAAUUGUUCCCUCCUGCAGCCAUGCCGAUAGUCUAUAUGCAGUGCCCCGAUGCCUUUCUUAGCCUUUGUAUGUGCAGAGACAAUUUCAGUGGCAUUCUUAUUGUCAUCCACAUUGUGACCACUAUGUCUAUGCCUCUGGGGUCACACUGGUUAGAGAUAUGGGGUGGGAACCAGAGAAAGAUGGGGAUUUGAUUUGUAACUGAUUCUUUUAGUUUGAAUGAGUUCAUGGAAGAGACUCCCCCACUCCACCCCCCCCUUCCCAAUAUCUUUUUCUUAAGAGAAACUUUGUGUGGAGUAAAAUUCAAUUAAUUAAAGUGUUGAUUCAAGUUUUGUCGUGUUAUUUUAGGACAAGAUUGUUGUUAUUUAGAAGUAGAUAUGUGGUUUGGAAAAGUGGAACAGUGAGUCAUCCUGGGACCUGUAGGGUCAGAAGAAAGGUGGGAGCUCAUAGGUAUCUUCCUCCCCACAUCCCACCUCUGUUGAUUGAGAAGUGAUUAAUCCAGAAUGCAUCUGUCCUGAUUAUCUUUUCACCACAAUGAAUAGAGGCUUGAAUCCUUCUAUUUUUACAAAAAGCAAAGCAAUUAAAUUAUCCCAUGAGGUGAAAGCAUGAGAGUUGGUGACCUUGACACUGGCCAGCCUCCAUGAAUCCUGAGAAGUCCUUGAUGAUUGUCCAGGGGAAGCUCUCAGACACAAGCAUAUUGGGAUGUGAUUGUCAUGAUUUCCAAUUUGAAUAGAAUCAUAGCUAUGUUGUUUAUUUAAAAAAAAUAAAAGAUGGAAAAGCGUG